AUCUAAUACCUUUGUGAUCUACCUUUCUCAAGUUUUCCACCAGCAACAAAAACAAUGGCAAACGGCCAUCUUCAAGAGCCCUUAACCACUUGUUUAACCAAAGAAACACAACAAUUUGACGAAGUGGGCUUGCAAGCGGAGAGGAUCUUAUACGUCAUGCCAUUCGCCAUGGUUUUCAAAGCCGCUUUGGAGCUUGGCGUCAUUGACAUGAUUGCUUCCGUAGAUGAAGGUGUGUGGCUCUCGUCUUCCGCCAUCGUGCUCGGUCUCCCAACCAAGCCCACCAAUCCAGAGGCACCGGUAUUGCUGGACCGGAUGCUGGUUUUACUAGCGAGCCACGAAAUCUUGAAGUACCAUAUGGUGGAAACCGGAAAGAAUGGUAGAAGUGAAAAGAUGGAGAGGGUCUACGCAGCUGAACCAGUUUGCAAGUUUUUCUUGAACCAGGGAGAUGGCUCCGGUUCUUUCGCCCCUCUGUUCAUGUUGCUCCAAAGCGAACUCUGUUUUAAAACCAUGACACAUCUCAAGGACUUGAUAUUAGAAGGAAAAGAUGCAUUCAGCUCUGCUCAUGGCAUGAAACUUUUCGAAUACAUAGGUUCGGACGAACGGUUCUCUGAGAUGUUUAACCGGGGAAUGUCGGAAGCUUCCAUAAUGAUCGUGAAGAAGGUUUUAGAAGUUUACAGAGGAUUUGAAGAUGUGACUACUUUGGUGGACGUGGGAGGAGGAAAUGGAACCAACAUGAGUCUAAUCACUUCCAAGUAUCCUCAUAUUAAAGGCAUCAAUUUCGAUCUAGCCUCGGCUUUAGUUCAUGCUCCUCUUUAUCCAGGAGUGGAGAAUUUUCCAGGAGAUAUGUUUACAGAAAUUCCAAAAGGAGAUGCCAUCUUCAUGAAAUGGAUACUACAUGACUGGACUGAUGAAGACUGUGUAAAGAUUCUGAAAAAUUGCUGGAGAAGUCUUCCCGAGAAAGGAAAAGUGAUAAUAGUUGAGAUGAUUACCCCAAAAACACCAAUGAGCAACGACUCUUAUUCUAACGUUGUGUUAGCCGUGGAUAUCGUGAUGUUAACACAUUGCUCAGGUGGUAAGGAGAGGUCUCUUCGACAGUUCGAGAGUUUAGCCUUUCAGUCAGGUUUCCUUCGUUGUGAAGUCAUUUGUCUUGCUUAUUCAUAUUAUGUUAUCGAAUUUCACAAAUAGAUACGAUGUUUCUAGAAGUCAAAAAUAAUAAGACUAUAGCUAGUCUCCUCAAUGUGGAGACACUACAUAUAUUGUUAAGGCACACAUGAUGAUAAGCUCAUGUAAUUCAUGUCUACAAGCCCAUCUAUAGCCCAUGUAAUUAGGUUUCUACCAGAAGCGUAAUUAUUUCCAUCAUAUAAUAAAGUCCCACAUUCCAAGA
This is a messenger RNA of Camelina sativa (false flax), 1384 nucleotides long. RefSeq names its product indole glucosinolate O-methyltransferase 4. The record is from RefSeq and is a predicted model, not a curated record. NCBI's taxonomy places the organism in Eukaryota, Viridiplantae, Streptophyta, Magnoliopsida, Brassicales, Brassicaceae. Gene Ontology annotation, molecular function: protein dimerization activity; O-methyltransferase activity.